Zootoca vivipara (common lizard) is the source of this 4167-nucleotide messenger RNA. The record is from RefSeq and is a predicted model, not a curated record. NCBI's taxonomy places the organism in Eukaryota, Metazoa, Chordata, Lepidosauria, Squamata, Lacertidae.
UGCCCACAACAAAUGAUUCUCUGUCCCUGAGCAACAAGGCUCAGUGAAAGGAAACUGGACAGCUAUCGCGAAGGGAAAGCUCCAGCAGAAUACUAUUAACAUCCAUAAGACAGAAAGAUGGCCAACCUUUGCUCAAACCUGGUUUUGUAUCGAAAAAUGUUUCUGAUGGCCAUUGUUCUAGGCUUGGGCGGAACCUUCUUUUUCGGAUUCCAAGUCUCUAUGAUCAAUUUUACUUCACCGUUCGUCAAGAAGUUCAUCAACGAUACCUGGCUGGAGAGAUACAACACUCCCAUUGAUGACCAGAGCCUCAUGCUCCUAUGGUCAUUCACUGUGUCUAUCUUCAGCAUUGGAGGACUGACGGGAACCUGCCUCUCAGGGUAUCUGUCUGCAAAAUGUGGGAAAAAGAACUGCAUAAUAUUUAGCAGCCUCUUCAUGUUAGUAGCUGCAGUGAUCAUGGGAACCAGCAAAAUAGCAAACUCCUUCGAAAUGAUUCUCCUUGGGCGACUCCUGUAUGGUUUUAAUGCAGGUUUGGGCGUCUGUAUCCAAGGUCAGUACCUAGCAGAAAUUUCUCCUAAGCACCUUCGUGGCUUGACCAAUGUCACUAUUGCAGUUCUAGCAAACCUGGGGAAAUUUCUUGGGCAAUUGACGGGACUCCAUGAACUUUUAGGAACAGAGUCCCUGUGGCCUCUCCUGUUGGCCAGCGGCGGAUUCCUAGCGCUGCUGCUGCUGAUCACAGCCCCGUUCUUCCCUGAAUCUCCGUCGUAUCUUUUAAUCCAGAAGGGAGAUUUGGAAGGCUGCUUGAAAUCUCUGAAACAGCUCUGGGGUGAAGGGGACCACAGAGCAGAGGUGGGUGAUCUGUUGAAGGAGCAGGCAGCCACAAAAGAAGCAAAAAUUAUGAGUGUCUUGGAGCUCUUCAGAGAUCGUUCCAUGCGAUGCCAGGUAUACCUGUUGAUCAUGGUGGCAAGUACACUACCAUUCAGUGGAGUAAGUGCCAUCUACUUCUACUCUUUUGAUGUGUUCCGUACAGCCGGGUUUAAUGAAGAACUCAGCCCCUACGUCACUCUAGGGGUCGGGGCCUGUGAGCUCUGCUCAACCAUUGUGUGCUUCUUCAUCAUUGAGCGUGCGGGCAGACGGACACUGCUGCUGUGGGGAUACGGCCUGAUGAUAGUGGCCUUGGCACUCCUCACAACUACUCUCUCGCUGCAAGACAGAACCUUCUGGCUACCAUAUUGCAAUGUUGCUCUCAUCUUCCUCUACAUUGUUAUCUAUGGUGUGGGGCCUUCGGGGACAACAUUCCCCGUCAUAGCAGAACUCUUCACACAGUCAUCCAGACCAGCUGCAUUGGUCAUUGGCACAACGCUGCAUUGGGUGGAAUUGUACUUGAUCGGGAUGCUGUUCCCUUAUUUAGUGAGCCAUCUGGGCAACUUCUGCUUUAUUGUUUUCAUGGGCAUCAUGACAAUCUCAUGGGUUUUCAUCUUCCGGUUCCUUCCAGAGACAAAAGGCAUGUCGCUCAUGGACAUCCAGAUGGAAUUCAAUCAUUUAAAAAUGGGAAAGAAUCAGCCUGAAUAUCUUGAAAAGUGUACAAAACUCUAGAAGGUCAGAAGGAUGGGGCUUGCUGUUCUGACAGAAUGGAAUGUAGCAACUGGGGUGGAUAGCAGAAUUCAACAGGUCCAUUGCUUCAAAAGACUCUGCUUAAAUCAGGGUUUCAUUGAAGAAUAAUGUGGUACAGCCCUCUUCAGAAUGUAAAAUUCAAAAGCAGGUAGGGCAAUUUCAGGCUUGAAUACACACACAGUAUUAAGCCCUUUUAAAGGCUGAUACAGGGAGAAAACCCUAGAUUUGUUCUGUGAGUAUAAUGAAAGAUAGCCAUUGCUGGUUCUGCAAAGAAAAUGGAGGGAGCUAGCACCACAUUUGAAAGAAAUGUCUCGAAACAAAGCAUUUGGAGCAUUGUGACUGAAGUGAGAAAUCAACCUUUUCAGCUUCUAGUAAUAAUGAACUCAUUAACAUACUUACUUAUGUGAGGUAUAUUAAAUCAAAUAUAGAUAACAUAUGCUCAGGAUUUUCUCAUAAACAUGUUGUGCUAUGAAACAGUCUAGAAAUUGGUUAAUAAAUAAAUAAAGAUACCAUGGAUACUAUAUGCUAAACACCAGGAAGACAACAGAGUUGAUUAGGAAAGUAUGGAGCCGGUGGGGAGAUAGUAAAACUGACAAAUGAAAUUGCAGGAAGAAUAUAAGGAUUAUUUCAGCUGGGAGCAGCUGUUAACUUGGGACCAGUUUACCUGCAAGAUCAUGCCCAUUUGACCACUUCCAUCUGUGGAAGUAGCACUGUUACAGCUGCCACAUAAUACUCAUUCCAUAUCUGUAGGAAAUUGAUCUUUUAGUGUAGCAGCACCUACACUUUGGAACUCUCUGCCUAUUGACAUCUGCUGCAUACUUUUCGGCACCUGCUUAAAACCUUUUCGUUUAGGCAAGCUUAUCCAAACAUGUAAAGAUGCUGCUAUGUUUCAAUCUUUUUAACUGUUAAUUUUAAUUAUCUUUAAAUGUUUUUUAAUUGUUUGCAACUGUUUUUUAUUGGUCAUUUUAAUAUUUCUUGUAAAAUGCCAAGAGGAUCAAGCCAUGUAUAAAUGUUGUUAAAUAAAAUAAAUUUCCAGAUCCCUCAAAGAAACAAGGCUUCUCACGAAGAGGAGAAAAGAAUGGCUCCCACAAAAUGGAAAGCUUUCCUCCUUUUGGUCAUUCUCUUCAACAUCCUUGGUAAAGCAGAGAAGCUGGUCCCCAAUAGUUUAAGCAGCUGUCUCAAGCCAUCCAACUGAUGAAGGUUCAAUUUCAAUGUCAGAAUUCUAUGUUGUACAGGAUUUGGCGGUUAUUUUAGGCCUCUUGUCUCAGUUACUCAUAACAAAGCAACUCCACUGUGGUUCAAGUUGUAUUAUGAAGGGAGGUUGGUAUACAGAGAGAGAGAGAGAGAGAGAGAGAGAGAGAGAGAGAGAGAGAGAGAGAGAGAGAGAGAGAGAGAGACUAAGGAAGCAGCUUUUGGAAUUACAGUAGUCAACCAAACAGCAAAUGGAAAGUUGCAGGGGCCGACCCCCAAUUGUAAUCCGGUUAUUCAGGCUUGCUUGUAACUAGAAACCUUGAAUAUGGUUCAUUUUUGCAAGAUUACAGCUUGUCGAAUAAGCAAGAGAUUGAGGAUCUGUGUCCAAGGCAAAGUCCACACUGACCAUGACUCAAGCAGUCCAAUACGUUAAUAUCAAAUUACUGUACCCACAGAGGGUUUGUACUUCAGCUGUAAUUCAUUGUUUAAGAAGUGGGGCCUGCACUAAAAUACUGUAUCAGCAUGUUCCCUAUUCAGAUGGAAGGGCUUUCCCUCACCAGUGUUUCUUCCGGAUUACUUUUUGUACUUUCUGAAUUUUUUCUAUUACAGGCAUCCCCAACCUGCAGCCCUCCAGAUGUUUUGGCCUGCAACUCCCAUGAUCCCUAGUUAAUAGGACCAGUGGUCAGGGAUAAUUGGGAUUGUAGUCCAAAGCAUCUGGAGGGACGAAGGUUGGAGAUGCCUGUUCUAUUACUUCAGGUUUCUCCAAACCUCUUGUGCAUAGUUUUUGGCUAUAUGAGGCCCUAGAGGGUGACCUUAGCUUCUUGAUUUUAUUUGUAAUUAGUACACAACGCAAAAAAAAAGUCAAUCAUGUUAAUGCCCCCCGCCCAGCACACCAUUAGUAUUUGACUAGAAAUAUUUGAGGAGAAAAAUUUAAGCACAUUUAAUGUGGUUUAAAUGUUAUAUUAUGUAGAAUUUUGUAUUAGAAUACAUGUAAAAAUUUGAAGAGGAUAGUAUGUGCUUUCCUUACAUUAUUAAAAUCAAUUUGGCAUCCAUUCAUUUGUACUUAUGAAACAGAACAUUUUCUACAGAUAACAAAGCUCAGGGGGGGGGAAUCUGCCUCACAUCACAGCCUCCCAAUGCCACAAUUUCUUUUUUUAAAAAACUUCAGGUUUUUAUUAUUUCUAAUUUGAGCCUCAUUCAGGGUUGGGCAUUUGACCUUUCAAAAAGGGGCUGGUCAACUAACUGAUCAAACAUAGACAAAUAUUAGUCAAGUAUUUUAAAGCAUUUUGGAACCAAAGACAUAUACUUUUAUUCAACGCUAUAUGAGAGUAAUUUUAAUUGAUUUUAUUCACUAUGAUUUUUAUC